CAUUUUGACAUUUCUAAAGAGUUUGGUUAAUUUAUAUUAUUGUGUUUUGUGUUAAUUUACAUUUUAUUUAUUAUUGUAACAGUUAUGUGCACUCUAGAAAAUCCUGCAGUCAUAAACAUAUCAAUUUCCGAUUAUAUUUUAACUCCGGCCUCUUGUGCUUCCUUAGUAAACGAGGUUAUGAAGAACCUUCUGUAUCAAAGGGCCCAAAUCCCUUAUCCCUACGCUUGGCUCAAGAACAUCGUCAAGAAGAAACGCAAAAGUCUUGAAGAAGGAGAAGAAGAAAAUAAGAACAAUUUUACACUUAGUAAACAUUACCAGACUGUUUCAACAGCGUAUGAUGCUGUUGAAAAUAUCACCUCAAACAUAGUCAAGUGUUUUACUGGUUUGGGGGAUAAUUUGAAGGAAGUAAUUUUUGUAAUCGGUGUGACACCUGUAUGCCCUAAAGAGGUAUUCACAGUAAAAGCAUCAUCGCUUGCUUUAGGCCACGUUGAGGGAAAUCAUGUGAUGGAAAAUAGUAGAAGACAGUCAAGGAUAUUGAGGAGUAUAUUUUUGGAAGAGGUAUGGAUGAAUUUAGUGGAGAAUUCUUUACCUUGUUGUAACACAUACAUUUUUUUAAGAAUUGAAGGAUCUGAAAAGAAUCUAAGUAAUGUGUGUAAUGAUAGCAUAUUUAUACCAUCGAAACCUUUGUUAGUUUCAAAUAAGAUAAAACAAACUGUUAUUAACUUUAAUUAUGUAAAUUCUCAAGUAUUUUCAUGCUGUGAUAAAAUGGAAGUUUUUAAAGACACUUGUGAUGUAGAAAAUUCAGAAAAAUGUGAGCGUAAUUUUAAUUUUAAUCAGAAAGAAAAAAGUACAGAGAAUAAGGAAAUGUGGCUACAGUCAACGAUUCUAGUUCGUGGUUUUAAAGACUGUUUUAUAAAUAAAGUAUCAGCUUCAGAGUUAUGGUAAAUUAUUAUUAGGUAAAGUAAGAAAUGGACAAUUUUUUUAUGCAAUGUAUUUUUAAAUAAAGCAAAUAUACCUAUG
Messenger RNA from Tribolium madens (black flour beetle), 1020 nucleotides. RefSeq names its product MAD2L1-binding protein. The transcript is spliced from 2 exons. Lineage: Eukaryota; Metazoa; Arthropoda; Insecta; Coleoptera; Tenebrionidae. The coding region runs from base 85 to 945 and encodes 286 amino acids. Gene Ontology annotation, cellular component: nucleus. Gene Ontology annotation, biological process: regulation of exit from mitosis. The record is from RefSeq and is a predicted model, not a curated record.